Messenger RNA from Trachemys scripta elegans, 2174 nucleotides. RefSeq names its product leucine-rich repeat and fibronectin type III domain-containing protein 1-like protein. The transcript has 3 exons. The record is from RefSeq and is a predicted model, not a curated record. Lineage: Eukaryota; Metazoa; Chordata; Testudines; Emydidae. Gene Ontology annotation, molecular function: protein binding. The coding region runs from base 80 to 1969 and encodes 629 amino acids.
UUUCAGUUUUUGCAGGGAUUCUACUGAAAAAAGGAGGCUCUGUCACCAGGCCCUGUAAAGGUUUGCUAUCUUUCUUACAAUGGAAAGGCUGGUUAUCUAUCUAUUGGUUAUUAGCACUGCUGUGAAGGCUAUGAUGUGUCCAAAACGGUGUAUGUGUCAAAACCUAUCUCCAUCCUUCACCAUCCUCUGUACGAAGACUGGGCUUCUCUUUGUGCCCCCCAGCAUUGACAGGAGAACAGCAGAACUAAGAUUAAUGGAUAACUUCAUCACCACACUUAGAAGAAAGGAUUUUGCAAACAUGACAAACCUUAUUCAUUUGACACUAUCAAGAAAUACAAUAAGUCAAAUCAUGCCUUAUGCAUUUUUUGAUCUUAAAGGCCUUCAUGCAUUACAUUUGGAUAGUAACAGACUGACUUCUAUCAAUGAGGAUCAUUUCAAAGGUUUAAUUAAUCUUCGCCACUUAAUACUCAGUAACAAUCAAUUGAACUAUAUUUCUCCUGGAUCUUUAGAUGACUUUAUUGAAACACUUGAGGACCUGGAUCUAUCAUAUAAUAAUCUUGUUAAUAUUCCUUGGGAUACAAUUGGAAAGCUUUCUAAUGUCAAUACAAUCAGUUUGGAUCACAACCUCAUUGAGUUUGUUCCAGAAGGAAUCUUCUCAAACCUUCACAAACUUGCUCGAUUGGACAUGACAUCCAACAAAUUGAAAAAAAUUCCCCCUGAUCCCCUGUUCUCUAGGAUCCCUGUGUAUGCUAAAUCUAAAGGGUCUCCAUUGUCCUCUCUGGUGCUUAGCUUUGGAGGGAAUCCUCUACACUGCAACUGUGAAUUAGUGUGGCUGAGACGCCUUACCAGAGAAGAUGAUCUAGAAACAUGUGCCUCACCACCAGAAUUGAUGGCCAAGUACUUUUGGUCCAUUAAAGAGCAGGAGUUUGUCUGUGAACCUCCAAUGAUAACACAUCGAACGCCAAAACUGGUGGUUAUGGAGGGCCAGAGUGUCUCUUUGAAGUGCAAAGCGGUCGGUGACCCAGAUCCCUAUGUUCGCUGGAUCUCCCCCGAAGGGAAGUUGGUCUCCAAUACGUCUAGGACAAUUUCCUAUGAGAAUGGAACUUUGGAUAUUUUGACUACUACUUUGACAGAAAAAGGUACAUUUACCUGUAUAGCAUCGAAUGCUGCAGGAGAGUCUACAGCUUCUGUUGAACUUGUUGUUAAUCCUUAUCCUCAUCUUGCUAACAGUACCAACUGUGAUAAAGAUGCUGAGUCUGGGCCUUCAGACAUUCUUAUAUCUGCUAAGUCAAGUUUCCCUAAUGAAACUAAAGCUCAGCAAGAGAAGAAGGUUGUGGUUGCUGAGCUGACCUCAUCCUCUGCUCUCAUACAGUGGCCUUCCCAGCAUCAUAUCCCUGGAAUACGAAUGUACCAGAUUCAGUAUAACAGCUCUUCUGAUGAUAUACUAGUUUACAGGAUGAUCCCGGCCAUUAGCAAAUCCUUCUUCCUGACUGAUCUGGUUGCAGGACGUGAGUAUGACCUUUGUGUUCUCGCUGUUUAUGAUGAUGGAUUGACAUCUCUAACUGCAACCAGGGUGAUUGGGUGUGUGCAGUUCACCACACAAGAAGAAUAUAAGCAGUGCCGCUCUCUUCAUGCCCAGUUUCUUGGAGGAACCAUGAUCAUCAUUAUUGGUGGAAUAAUUGUGGCUUCUGUUCUUGUUUUCAUCUUCAUUCUUCUCAUGAAGUAUAAAGUCUACAACAAUCACCACAAAAAUAAAAAUACUAAAGUUAAUAAUGUCUGCUCUCAGACCAAUGGUAGUCAGAGUGGGUCAAUGGCUCAUUCUGCUUCCAAACUCACAGAGAGACGGGAAAGUUUGCAUCAGGAAUGCUCAGGAACUUCCAUCAAAGGCAAAACUGUUGUAGAUUUGGAUUGUGAAAGAGUGACUCUUACUGACACAACCUUUUUAACAACUGAAGCGUUAUCUCAAUAGCAAUGUGACAAAGCAGAACACGCCACACGAGCCAAGGUGGUAUCGCUUAAAACAUUUUAAUGCGAGUGGUUGUAUUUUAAGCUUCACUACUAUUGUCUAUUUUUAAGAUCAGAUGGUUUAAAAAAUAUUUUUUUAAUCUGUAAAACAGUUCCUGCAUUCUUAACUAUUUUUGUUUCAAUAUAUUAAAUAUAAAGUGUGUGAUUUA